Messenger RNA from Suillus bovinus, 963 nucleotides. Its product is annotated as carbohydrate-binding module family 12 protein. Gene Ontology annotation, molecular function: hydrolase activity, hydrolyzing O-glycosyl compounds; carbohydrate binding. Gene Ontology annotation, biological process: carbohydrate metabolic process. The transcript has 8 exons. NCBI's taxonomy places the organism in Eukaryota, Fungi, Basidiomycota, Agaricomycetes, Boletales, Suillaceae. Gene Ontology annotation, cellular component: extracellular region. The record is from RefSeq and is a predicted model, not a curated record. Bases 1 to 963 code for a protein of 320 amino acids.
AUGAUUGAUUCCUGGCAACCUGGAACACAGUACAAUUACGGUGCAAGGGUCCUUUAUGAAGGUGUCCAGUACCAAAUCAUUCAGCCUCACCGAUCCCAGAGUGACUGGACUCCGCCCGCGACACCUGCCCUAUGGGGACGCCUGCAAGACGGCGAUUGCCACCGCAGUCCUCAUCAUGAGAAUUCUGGUCAAUGGGCUGGGGACUGCAAGUCCGAUCCGUGUGCUCCAUCAUGCGACCAACCACCUCCACCACCUCCUCCUCAGCAGCAGCAGCAGCCUUACCACUCUCCUCAAGGCGGCGUUCAAGGGACUCACGGGGAGAGUCAGAAGCACUGGUAUGACAUCGAUGACAAAAAGAAGCAAGAGCUGGAGAUCGGAGGGGGCCUCCUGGCUGGUGUCGGUGCCCUUGCCGCUGGUGUUUAUGCCUACAAUCAACACAGCAAGAAAGGAGAGGAGCAAAGGGCGCAUGCCUGGUCGCAAGGCAACUGGCUCCGUGAUGCGGAGCAACGUACUCAAGCUUUCCGACGCGGAAAUUACCCCGCUCCAGUAGCAUGGAUCCUCACUGAGGGUAAGAACAUCCCACCGGAUGCUAUCGAAGGUGGAUUUGAGCGCGGCGCGCCUUUGUACAUCUGCCGCGCUUACUGUGAGGCAAUGGUCGGAAAGGCAUGCUCUGUUUUCAAAAAAGGAGGUGUGGUUGAUAAAUACGAAAUCCUUGUUGGGAACCCUCAAGCCGUGCGCUGGGUUAACGUUUCUGGCCAAUUCAACUUGGCAGCUCUCGGUGGAUUACGACCUGUCGAAGGUGGCAGGGAGCCCGGAGGUGCUCCCCAGUACAUUGCACAAGCUCCUUACCACGGAGCCGUGCACCCGGGGAAGGCGUGCGAGUCGUUCGGUGAUGGUUGCUUCAUCCCUUACGACUCCACUGAGAAGAAGGUCAAGGAGUACGCGGUGCUUUGCUACAACUGA